Molecule: messenger RNA, 834 nt
Organism: Penicillium brasilianum
Lineage: Eukaryota; Fungi; Ascomycota; Eurotiomycetes; Eurotiales; Aspergillaceae
Source: the annotation of a GenBank genome assembly
AUGUCAACAUACAGCGAAAUCUCUUUAUUGCUAUGUCCCUUCCACAAAGACGAUCAGCUCAAUAGUGAGCUCGACACAUCGCUUGAUCAUUUACCAGGUCAUCCCCGGUCAGAAGACCUCGAAUCGAUAUCGGACAGACUUUGGUGGAUGUCGAAGCAGGACAGCGCUAAUAUCUCUCCGUUACACCGACAGCGAGUGAAGGGCCGACAAAUCAUAUAUAUAACGUCACACGCAUUCUGGGAUACAUUUAUGAGCGAUCCGUCUCAACAUGGUGGGACGGCAAAGCUCCGAAAGGCCGCGCUUGGGUAUCUACGAACUUAUUUCUACCUAAUUCAGUAUGAAUCAGAUUUACGAGUCGCACAAGAUCCGGCUCUCUGUCUGGUUCCUAAAGAAGUGACAUGGUCUCGAUUCUGCCACUUCACUGCCCGUUUCAAAAACAUCGCAGAAAAUGAAGUUUCGGGCCGAUAUCAUUAUGGGGAGAUCCGAUUAACCCGACUGAACUAUUAUGCGCCGAUUCUUUUAGGAAAAAGCCAUUACCAGCGUGAGAACUAUCAGUAUCGAGCGUAUUUUGCUCGAAUCCAAGGGCCCUUGAUAUCUGUAUUUGCUUUCUUUUCGAUUGCCCUGAACUGUAUGCAGGUCAGCCUCGCAGCAUCUUCUUCCGAUGAGGGAUAUUCGAGUGCUUGGUUGGUUUUAGGUUGCUACUGGCUCAGCACAUUGACCGGAUCUGCGACCGGCUUCCUUAUGCUGCUGUUAGUAUUUCUUUUCCUUUUCAAAGUGAUUAAGGAGUGGAAGUUUGCGAUAGCGUAUCGGCUACGGCGGAAAAACAAUCUAUAG